UAUCUAACUUUCCGCAAUUAGCUAUAUUGCAAUUUUUCUUGUUUACUUCGAGAUUAUUGGCUUAAUUACUUUCCUUUUCGGACAAAUAUUUAUUUUGUAAACAAUAUAAUCUCACUUUGUUGUUCGCCUUAUUUCACUAUAUGCACACAUACAUCUCUUACCGAAAGUAUUCAAUGUUAAUACAGUAGUUAAAUUCUUGCCUCCUGUUUCAGCAAGUGCUAACACUUCUGGCUCCUUCUUUCGUGUUAUUGCAACGUUAUGCCUCUUAAGCCGCUUGUUAUCCCAACACUGAUACCUCACCUAUUUUUACGGCGGUAUUAGUACGAUUUCUUAACGACUAUCGCGAACAAUUUUAAAAAUAACACGAAAACAAGAUGGAUAAAUAUUUGAACGUCUGGUCCUGUUCCCAGUGAUCAUUGAUACACUCUGACCAGUUGGAACAAUAAAGAGAACAGUUUCCAGCUUUUUCUUUCUAGUCGCCGAUUUCUUCGUUUAUCUUCCGCGGUUGUCGAAGAACUUGUAUUUUUAAUUCAAUAGUAGAAAAUUUAGGAAUCAAAGUUUUGAAGAAUUCAGCGUUCAAGCUAACAAGUUCUUUGGAUUUUUAAUAUUGUUUCCGUGAAUUUUCUUGAAAAUUUUUAAUUGCAAAAUUUCGCGUAACACCGGAAAUUAUGAAAAGUAUAAAUAUUCCAUAGUUAUGAUAAAACUAAAUAACACAGUUAAGAUGGAAAAAAAAAUAAUCGUUACGAAGUUGAGAAUUUCCUCAGUAUCGUCGCAUGAGCGUCAAGUUGGACAUCCAGAGAUUUCAAAUUGCUGGGAAUUGUAUUUUUAUAAGAAGAAGUUAUUCCUGAAAAUCAUGCAGAUCUAUUUAUAAAGUUGCAAUUAUUUCCUUGAAAAUUUCCCCGGGAAGACAACAAUGUAUCUAACUCAUGAACACGUGUACAUUAGUAUUCGUGAUUGAUAAAGAACGCGACUUAUCAGUAGGUUUAUUGUUAACAGAAGAUUCGUGAAGAAAACGCGCUAACAUAGAAAUCGACGUAUCCGACGCUCUUUAUCACUAAAUAUCGACAUUUAUACGUAUAUAUGUCUCGUAUCGAUAAAGAAAUGAUCCUCGUUCUCGGAACAAGAUUUUGGUUUUAUCCUAUCUAGGGAAUGUAAUCCGUUUGCUAGAUUAUAUUUAUACCGUUUAGGUUAUUUUUUUUUUUUCAUGUUACUUGAAUCGAUAUUCAGGAAGAUCUUUAUUGAACCGAGGUUAUUGAUUUAAACGCAAACAAAUAAAAAUAAUGCAUUGAAUUGAUGUCAAGUUUGUUGGUCAACAGGACAUCAGAAUUUGAUUUUAGAUUAUCAUUAAUUUGAUAAAGAUAAGAUAUAUUUAUAUUUCUAUUUUAAUUUUGCAUUUUAUAUGUAAAAUUAUGUCCAAUUCGUAUUUUCUGGGAAGAUAUUUCUAGACAAAUGAGUAAAGUACAUAGCAAUCUGUACAGCUACGAUAGGAGCUAUCUAUUCAUAAGUCUGCUUGAAAGUGGAUCAUUUAUUGUUCGUAGCUUGCAAUUAGCUGUCUGGUUCGAACUAGGUCUACAAUGGAAUUGUUUCGCUCGUGAUUUUAGGCGGAAGGAAAAUUUAUUGUAAUCUAACGGCUUAAUUUGAAUUUUUUCGAUUAUAUUUGUAACGAAUACAUAUUUCUAGCCCUUUGGAAUUUUAUUUUAACGCAGCUUAAAUAGUCGUAUUUGGCUAGAAAUACUCGAGUAGAAAGUUGAAACACAGUUAGCUAUGAUAAAUGACUUGUCGAAGAGAUACGAAGCACUAACACAGCAAAUAGAAAAUGAUAAACAGCUGGAGGAUUAUUUGGAUAGUUAGGGAGUGAAGAUAUGACAUAUAUUUACAAUGAUUGAUGUGUAUAUAAACAGAUGCCGAUCUAAGCAUGGGGGCGGGCGCAGCUGGAGGAUCGGUCCUCAGUUUGCCAGGAUCGGGGGUAGGUGGCGUGCUUUCGCAGCACUGUGCGAUAUGCGGUGAUCGCGCAACUGGUAAGCACUAUGGCGCUGCUUCUUGCGACGGAUGCAAGGGUUUUUUCCGGCGAUCAGUCAGAAAGAACCAUCUUUACACCUGCAGAUUUACUAGAAAUUGUGUAGUAGAUAAGGACAAGAGGAAUCAAUGUAGGUACUGCAGAUUAAGGAAAUGUUUCAAGGCUGGCAUGAAAAAGGAAGCCGUACAAAAUGAAAGAGAUCGGAUAAGUUGUAGAAGGCCAAGCUAUGAAGAACAAAGUAACAACGGAAGCGGGCUUUCUGUUGUUUCUCUUCUUCAGGCGGAAAUGCUUAGUAGACAAGUUGGUGCUGCUCUCGAGCUAGGCAGUCCGAACAGCGAUAUAGACCUGAGCACAAAACAAAUCGCCAACAUAAACGACGUUUGCGAUAGUAUGAAGCAGCAACUUCUUAUCCUGGUCGAAUGGGCCAAGUACAUACCCGCUUUCAGCGAAUUAACCCUUGAUGAUCAAGUAGCACUCUUAAGGGCACACGCGGGUGAACAUCUUCUCCUAGGUGUUGCCAGACGCAGCAUGCAAUUGCAAGAUGUCCUUCUUCUCGGAAACAAUUGUAUCAUAACCAAGAAUUGUCCUGUCAUAUCAUUAUCCGCAGAGGGCCGUAAUCAGGACCUGGACAUCAGCAAGGUUGGUAUCAGGGUAAUGGAUGAAUUGGUGAAGCCUUUGAACGAGGUGCAGAUCGACGAUACAGAGUUUGCUUGCUUAAAGGCCAUCGUCUUUUUCGAUCCCAAUGCAAAAGGCCUAAGUGAACCACAGCGAAUCAAGCAACUGCGUUAUCAAAUUCAGAUUAACUUGGAGGAUUACAUAAGUGACCGACAAUACGAUAGUCGUGGUCGUUUUGGUGAGAUCCUCCUAACUUUACCAGCUUUACAGUCCAUUUCUUGGCAAAUGAUCGAACAAAUCCAGUUUGUCAGACUGUUUGGAGUCGCACACAUUGACAACUUGCUGCAAGAGAUGCUCUUAGGUGGUGCAACAGCAGAGAUCAACGGUGUUGCAACACCAAUACCAAUUUCAAACGCUCCUGGUAGUUAUGUGAGCAGCAACGAGAGUCCUAGCAGUCCUUUGACCCCAACAAAUAUGGCUCCAUUAAGUCCUCAGGAUCAUAUGCUGAGUAGUGGAAGUCCUGUAAUGAUCCUGAGGGAUCUUACACCUAUUUCGAAUCAAGAAGACGUGACUAGUGUAACAGGAUUCAGGAUGUUUAAACAGGAGCCCAGUCUUGAAACUGAAUCAACCUUUUAAUGAUAUUAAAAGACGUUAGAGUUUAAAGAUUCUGGCGCAUUGAUUAACAAAACGCAUAAUUACUGACACGUCAACUCUAUAAACGUGAAAUAUCUAUACAGAAACUUAAAAUAUUGUGGAAGAAUGCAGAAGGACUUUUAAGAUCAAAUUUAAAUGAUUAAACUUUAUUAGUAAGAGUUAAUAUAUUAAUUUUCUCGGAUUUUUGGAACAAGGGUGCAUUCUACGAGAGUUUGUAGUCUACUUGAACGUUUGAAAUUUUUCACAUAAAACAUAUUGCAAUAUGAUGCCAGAAGAUGUUUCUUAAAACGAAUUCUUUGACCGAAAAGAAAAUAAUUGGAGAGUUAUCAAAAAACAAGAAAGAAUUUAGUUUGUGUGUCAUAAAACUGGGAGCUUUCCUUGGAUGAUUGAUUUUCAAAUGUUUAAAUGGGAGACAAAUAUUGAGAAUACAUUAAAAGAAAUUCACAAAUUUUAAGAUGGAUGGAAAAGGAAAGAUUCCACAUAGUCUAUAAAACAUAAAAUUUUUUAAAAUGACAUUAUUUGUUUUAUUACUUCUCAACUUUUUGUGAUUUGAGUGAAUCAAAAGAACUUGUUGAAGAUAUUUAAAGAUGAUACAUAAGAUGGAGGACUGCUUCCAAACAUUUUUAAAGAUCUUGAAACAUACGAUAAGAUUUUCGAAAAGGUAUCGGAAUUCUUAAGAGAUCCCAAAAGCAAGAAUGGAUUUUUAAAAAUCAAGGUUUUAUCAACCUUGCGACGAGAAACUCAGAUUUUUUAACGAUCUCUAGUGAUCUUUUUGAACAAUUUUUAAAUGCUAGUGAUAAUUCUUAUUUGAUUUACAAAUAAACAGAACAUUUUUUUAUUCA
Bombus huntii is the source of this 4128-nucleotide messenger RNA. RefSeq names its product hepatocyte nuclear factor 4-gamma (gene Hnf4). Gene Ontology annotation, cellular component: nucleus. The transcript is spliced from 7 exons. Gene Ontology annotation, molecular function: nuclear receptor activity; zinc ion binding; RNA polymerase II cis-regulatory region sequence-specific DNA binding. Bases 1916 to 3268 code for a protein of 450 amino acids. The record is from RefSeq and is a predicted model, not a curated record. NCBI's taxonomy places the organism in Eukaryota, Metazoa, Arthropoda, Insecta, Hymenoptera, Apidae. Gene Ontology annotation, biological process: cell differentiation; regulation of transcription by RNA polymerase II; anatomical structure development.